UGGCUGUCGGUGCAGGAGCAUGCAUGUCAACUGAGGCGCUAGGGGUUCUCUUCAGCCGCUAGAGUUGCAAUGCUUACAUGUUUGAGCCGCAGUGCUCUUUGGCACAAUUGUGCGGCGGUGGCAUUGCUGGCAAGAGACGUUAGGUGCACAUUAGGUGCACAUUGAAAUUUGAGACCUUGUAGUGGUUGAGAAGGAGCCCCUCCAGAUGACGCUGGGAAAGGAGGCCUUGCUGCAGGUCUAGCUAUCAAUGUGACGUAUGCUGCUUCGUACAAAGACUUUCCCGAAAGCGCUUCGGACCGGUCGCGCUUCUGCCAUCGUACACAACAUUGCCGAGAGACUUCGGAACCCAAGUUAUUCGCAGUUUGCAAGGCGAAAAGUGGUUCCAACGCAGCGAUUCAGCAUGCCAGCUGGCGGGAGGGGCAGAGGGGGAAGUCAGGAGGAGGAGGCACUUCACCGAAUUGUGCGAGACGUGAGUGGCGUCAGCGGGGCGCACGGUACGGCAAAGAAGAAAAGAGCGGUCAGUGCAAGAGACGGAGCAAGCGACACCGGAGCUGGAAGUCUGAGCGAGGGUGUAGAGACGGCUCAAAGAGAUAUUCAAGAAGCGGUGAAGCAGGAACACUGGUCUGGGGACGGAACGGACUUGGCUUCAGAGGAAGUGGGGAUCGCUGGUGAGCGUAGGAUGAGCGCUGAAGGGGGGAGGGAACAAGAGGCUGACGUUGAGAUGGGGAAUGAGGCUGGGGACGGAAAGGGAGAGUCGAGUAAGGGAAACGAGGACUUAGACUCAGAGGAGGAAGCCGAAGCAAAGGCGGCUGUGGCAAAGUCGAACUUGUUGGAGUCGUUCCGGUUUGAGGGCGCAGCGAAACGGAGGAAAGGGGAGAAGCCGGCCGCUGAGCAUCGGAAAGAACACAAGCGGAAAGACGAACCCGUGGUCAAGCUCGAAAACGCGCCAACAAUGAGCGGUUCUGCAAAUCCUGCUAUCGAGUCAGCAUUCGAGGGAGGAAAAGAAGACGAGAUGCGCUUCUUCAGGCAGCUGUUGAAGCAACGCCUGCCGCCCCCAGUGCAACCGUUCGGAGCGGAAGGGGGAACUCUGUACGUGGGCACUUCGGGAUGGGACUACAAAGACUGGAAGGGCCCGGUUUACCCCGAGAAGCUGAGCAAAAAGGACUGGUUCUCGCACUACUGCUCGGUGUUUAGCACCGUCGAAGUCAACAACACGUUCUACCGGUUGCCGGCGCCCGAGGUGUUUGCGGCAUGGGGCCAGCAGGCGCCUGAGGGGUUCACUUACGCGCUCAAGUUCAGUCGGUUCGGAAGUCACAUGAAGAAGCUGACGGACCCCCAAGGAACGGUCGGGCUUUUCGUGGAGCGCGCUUCGCAUUUGGGGGGGUCGCUCGCAGGGCCCGUGCUGGUGCAGCUGCCCCCCCGCUUCAGCGCAAACGCACCCCGGCUGGACGCGUUUCUGAGCGAGGUCCCCCGGGGGGCGCGGUGGGCGGUCGAGAUGAGGGAUCCCUCUUGGCUGUGCGAGGACGUGUACGCGGUGCUGAGGCGCCACAACGCCGCGCUGUGCAUUCACGACCACGAGGAUACAGUUCGGGGGGGUCCGCACCCCAAGGUUCUCACUGCAGACUGGUCGUACGUUAGGUAUCAUGGGCCCGGGGGGAAUUACCGGGGGGGUUACGAUAGGGAGUUCCUAGCGGGUCAGGCCGAGUGGAUUCGGGGCUUGCUGUCGGAGGGCAAGGAUGUCUAUGCGUACUUCAACAAUGACGUCGCGGGGCACGCAUUCUUUGAUGCGCAAGAGCUUAGAUCCGGGGUGCAAGGAAAGACGUUAGAGCCUAGGUAAACAUGACCAGGACUGCUUGAUAUACGUUGGCGUGGAAGAGACAGCAAUCAUGCAGUCCUGAUCUUUGAGAUGGGGCCUGAACUGAUCAGAUGACGUGUGUACGUAUACAUAAUGCAGCACAGGUUCGAUCCUGCCGGGCUCAGACGUUCCGGAAGGCUUGUGUUGUCCUUUGAUUGUUUGUGGACGUUAAAAUCGCGGUCAGGCCCCUUGCAUUUGACGCUUCAAUGUAGUGUACAGAGCAAUAUUGCAGUGACCUUCUAAUCAGUUGAUUUAUAGAAUUAUGCACUUUAACAUUCUGUCAGGGGCGCUGACAAAUAUUGAUCCUCAGUCACAAUUUCAGC
Molecule: messenger RNA, 2178 nt
Organism: Klebsormidium nitens
Lineage: Eukaryota; Viridiplantae; Streptophyta; Klebsormidiophyceae; Klebsormidiales; Klebsormidiaceae
Source: the annotation of a GenBank genome assembly